AAUGGAUGUUAUAUACAAGCCCUCUACCCUAUAUAUAUGAUCAAGCAAACCCCCCUUUCACAUAUUCACAUUUCCAUCCUAAACAUAUUCACUGCCAAGCUCCCAUCCAUGGCAGAAGAAGCUAAGCCGGAGUACAAUACUCUAUACCCAUGGAAAGUACAAGUGAAAGGAGGAUUCAAAGCAACUUCUUUCAUUUACGGUACGGUGGCAUUGGAGAACACAGGUUUUGUUGCAAACAUAGCGAGCUUGGUGCUGUAUUUCUGGCUCAAGCUGCAUUUUGAUCUAUCUGGUGCUGCUAAUACUCUCACAAACUUGAUGGGAUCAGCCUUCUUGCUAUCUGUUGUGGGUGGCUUCAUUUCGGACACUUAUAUAAACAGAUUCCACACUAGUCUGAUUUUUGGGACGGUAGAGAUAUUGGCUCUAAUGAUGAUGACAAUUCAAGCACAUGACGAGAAGUUGCAACCAGCAUCUUGUGGCAAGUCAAAUUGUAUGACAGGUAGACCAGCAAUCAUGUUCUAUGCAUCCCUGUGUUUGUUUGCACUGGGAUCAGGUGGGGUUAGGGGGUCACUUCCUGCACUUGGUGCUGAUCAAUUUGAUCAGAAGGACCCAAAGGAAGCCAAGGGUCUUGCAAGUUAUUUCAAUUGGCUCUUGCUCAGUACGGUAACUGGUUCAUUAGUUGGAGUCACUGUCAUAGUUUACAUUAGCACAAACAAGAAUAACCAUAACUGGUGGAAGGGUUUUCUCAUAACUCUUGUGAGUGCAUUUGUUGGUUUUAUCAUUCUUGCCCUCGGAAAGCCUUUCUACCGCCUUCAAGCCCCUGAAGAAAGCCCUCUAGUAAGAAUCGCACAGGUUAUUAUUGUGGCAAUAAAGAAUAGAAAGUUGCCACCUCCAGAGAGCGCCAGUGAAUUGUAUGAGAUUAAUGAGAGAGAAUCAGCUUCCACAGAGGCCAAGAUUGCUCAUACUGAACAGUUUAGAUCCCUUGACAAAGCUGCAAUUCUUCACAAUGAUGCCGAGCCCUUGCCAUGGACAGUCUGCACAGUGACGCAGGUUGAAGAAGUAAAGGUGUUGACAAGAAUGUUACCUAUCAUAGCCAGCACAAUUAUAAUGAAUACAUGUCUGGCACAACUACAAACCUUCUCAGUGCAGCAAGGUAACACAAUGGACCGAAAACUCGGCUCAUUAGAAGUCCCUGCUCCAUCAAUACCUAUAAUCCCCCUAAUCUUCAUGAUCAUCCUUAUCCCCAUCUAUGAAUUUACUUUUGUGCCAUUUGCGCGCAAAAUUACCAAGCAUCGAUCAGGGAUUACCCAACUUCAACGUGUAGGGGUCGGUUUGGUCCUUUCAGCCCUGUCCAUGGCAGUUGCAGCCCUAGUGGAAGUGAAGAGAAAGCACCAAUCCUUGGAGAAUCCAUUAAAGCCCAUUAGUCUCUUUUGGUUAUCGUUUCAAUAUGGCAUUUUCGGGAUAGCCGAUAUGUUCACUCUAGUUGGGCUGUUGGAAUUUUUCUACAAGGAAGCCCCUGCAGGCAUGCGAUCCCUUUCAACUUCAUUUACAUGGAUUUCACUAUCAUUUGGCUACUUCUUGAGCACUAUAUUUGUUGACACCAUUAAUGCCGUGACCAAGAAAAUUACACCUAGCAAACAGGGGUGGUUGCAUGGACAUAUCUUGGACCAGAAUAAUUUGAAUCUCUUCUACUGGUUUCUGGCCAUUCUUAGUGUCCUCAACUUCUUUAACUAUCUCUAUUGGGCAACAUGGUACAAGUACAAACCAGAAGACAAUGUUUCUAUCAUGGACAAAUCAAUAUCAAUAAGUGGUGUAUCACUCGUCAAGACAGCUGAGGAGGAUGAAUCCAAGGCCGCAAAUGGAGAAUCCACCACUGAACACACUGAAGUAAAUGAUGGGAAAAAUUGACAAAUUGGUGAUAUCCAAACUAGAUGAACAAGAAAUGAAAGCUCCAAACUGCUCAAAUAUGCAUAUAGAUCUCUCAAGAUAAUUGGCUUGUCCUCUUUUUGUAUCUGGCAUUGUUGUGUUCUGAAUAUGAACUGCCAUGUAAAUGUUUUUGACAUAAUAUGGUUGGACUCACUUUUAGAUAUUUAGUUACAACUAUAAAUCUGAAUAUGAACUGCCGUGUAAAUGUUUUUGACAUAAUAUGAUUGGACUCACUUUUAGAUAUUUAGUUACAACUAUAACUCUGUAAAAAAUUUGAGUUCUUAAGUAAAUUCAAUGGAUUUUUGAAAAUUCAAAAUGGUUUGUGUGGCAGCACUCAAUUUGAAUCAAAAUGUUUAGAAGGCUUUUGGGCAUUAUGAAGAAAAGUGACUCACUCCCUAUUGAAAGUAAAGCAAGUAUUGAAGUGAGGGGAUUGUACAGCACAAACAAGCGUAGCAAACCGUUGGUUGGGAAAGAAGACCUCUGUUGAAAAGGAGCAAGGCUGUGAUUUACAAAAGGAUGGGGAUUCAAAAAAAAAAAAAAAAAA
Olea europaea var. sylvestris is the source of this 2467-nucleotide messenger RNA. RefSeq names its product protein NRT1/ PTR FAMILY 4.5-like. Gene Ontology annotation, biological process: transmembrane transport. Gene Ontology annotation, cellular component: membrane. Gene Ontology annotation, molecular function: transmembrane transporter activity. The record is from RefSeq and is a predicted model, not a curated record. The transcript has 6 exons. The coding region runs from base 37 to 1905 and encodes 622 amino acids. NCBI's taxonomy places the organism in Eukaryota, Viridiplantae, Streptophyta, Magnoliopsida, Lamiales, Oleaceae.